Messenger RNA from Lotus japonicus, 1725 nucleotides. Its product is annotated as protein LNK1-like. The record is from RefSeq and is a predicted model, not a curated record. Lineage: Eukaryota; Viridiplantae; Streptophyta; Magnoliopsida; Fabales; Fabaceae. The transcript has 4 exons. The coding region runs from base 344 to 1546 and encodes 400 amino acids. Gene Ontology annotation, biological process: regulation of DNA-templated transcription; circadian rhythm.
GUGCGGGUGAGAACAGAAGAAGAAGCCUCUGGAAGAAGCGUAGAGGAAAACCUAACUGCACACCUGAACUGAGCUCAAAUCCACCAUUUCUCAAUCUCUCUCUCAAAUUCUCCGCAAGAUUCAGUUAACCGUGCUCUGAUUCCAGCUUCUAGAUAUGUGUCAGAUGAAUUUGGUGAAACUGAUGAUCAGAUAGUGCCUCCAGCCGGUGACAGGCAUAAGGACCAGUCCACAAUACAGUGUGAUAGCUGUAAGAAAUCACUUCAUGAACUGCUGAUUAUGUGAGUAGCUAUUGUACUCAGGGUAAAGAGGGAUUGUCUCAACAAAUCUGAAUAAAUAAGAAAGAAUGUCGGAGAAAGGUUCAUGGUCUCACAAACCUGAAGAUCUGCUUUCUCCAUGUGUUGGUGAUUCAUGCAAAGAACAGAAAAGGGAAACAUCAGAUAAUAGAAGUAUGUCUGAUCAUUAUUUCAAGAGCAGCAAUUUAGAUUCUACUGGUGGUGAACUUUGUGCGGAUGAUACUAUCUUAGGAGACAAGUGUUUGAUGGAGGAUGAUACUGUGUCUCAAUAUUCAAUCAGUCACAUAUCUCAACCUGAUAAUGAACUUAGCUUCCUUGAUAAUGAUGGGUGGCUUGAUUUUGGAAACUUUGAAGAUAUUGAUAGGACGAUGCUAAAUUGUGACUUAACUUUUGGAAUGGGGAGCCUCAAUAAUGAAGAGGAGUUCUGCUGGCUCUCAUCUUCACAUGGAACUGAGGGAUCUGAUGAUGCACUGAAAUCUGACUUCAAGUUUUCAUCUGCUGAAGCAAGUCCAUUCAAAAGUAUAUCAGAUAAUAAUAUCAACCCAAAUGAAAAUAUUGAAGGUCUGACAAUUCAUGAUUGCAGCAGAAAGGCAUCUCCUAUUAAUAAAAAUCUGAAGUCUCAGAUGAAUGUCGACCAUGAUGCUGUUCCUGCUUCGUUAUCAAUGUUCAGUGAAUCAGACAUGACGUCCGGUGUUGAAGAUGGCUUGGUGCAUAAACCAAAGAUUGAAAGGAAGCUGUCAAAGCCAUCAACAGGAAAGAGAAAAAACGGCUACCUAAAUAAUGGUGAUUCUGAUCACCCCUCUACUCAUGUAGAGCAAUAUGCAAAUCUGAAGCAAUCCUUUGGAGACUCUUCCAGUGGAGUUACUUCUCAGGAUAGCAUCCACAAGCGCAGACCAAACACUGAUUCUGAAUCUUUAGGAUGUAUACAGAUACAAACUCCCCUAAUGAACGCAGAGUAUAGUCAUACUCAUACUUCAAAAUAUACUUCCCUCCUUCCACCUUUUUCUGUAUCUAGGUCUGAACAUGAUGGACAUCCAUCUCCUUCUUUCAAAGAUCCAUCAUAUGCAUCAAACAUGGACAUUUCUCAUGGUCAUCCUUUGGAGGCUGCUGCCUUGAAAACAAAUGAUAACAGCAGAAAUCCGUGUCUCUUCCAUGAUACAGAACUGCUAAGUGGGGGUUUCAAAAGUGAAAAUAUUCAAAGUUCUACGCCAUUCAAAAGUCCAGGUCCAGCUCAGGUCCAGCUCAGAAGGUAGGUCACCGGUUUGAAGAUGAGAAUGAAGGCCAUAGUGAAGUUGGAGGAACUAGCAUAGGGUUUUCACAAGAAAUAGAGUCAUCAAAUGUGCAGGAAAAUUCAUCUAUGAGCCCUGCACUGGCUUAAGGUAGAGUUUAGGUUAGGUUAUAAAGAUGAAAUUAAAUAUAUAAUUCAAUACAA